CCACUGGCAUGGAGCUGACCCUAGCGCCAGUAGAGCCCGGGACACUCAUUGAACAGUACGUCAUUCUUUGCAGCUCCCUUCUGCUGGGCUGCUGGUGCAGCUCCAUCGUUGGUACCGUGCCAAAAUCUUUUUCAUUUUGCGGAAUGUAACACUAGCCAACCAAUUCUCGUGAUGUUGCUUUAAAGUCGCGGAGGGUUUUUUUUUUCAAUCUUUUUCUAAAUAAUAACAACUUUAUAAAUAUAUAUAAAAAUAUAAUAGAAAGAAAAUAAGACACGAAACAUUUCACAAGGACUUGUAUUUCUCGUAUAUAUGUUUGAAAUCGAAUUGAGAACAGGAGCUGUUAGGCACGCCGGCUCGAGUGGAAGUACGUGCGAAUGCACGAUUGAAGAGGAAUAGGGUGAGGGUGCUAAGAAUCUUGAGUUUCCUCCUUGCUGAGUAUAAGGAUACAGUGAAUUAAAGUCAACUUCCUCGUGAGAUGAACUGGCUAUUUUAUCAUUCGAAGUGAUAGGACAGUGAUAUAAGUGACAAAUUCUAAUUAAACUUGUUUUUAAUUAAAAUCGUUGGUUUUUAAGUGUGUGCUCGAAUUUUUGAGAUGAGACAGUGAUCCUACUAAGUAUAUAAAAAGAUUGUGAUAGUGCCUCAACUAAACGCCCUCAACGUAUCUGCCAAUAGACAACAUAAUUAAUGCAAGAAGAUAAAAAUGGAAAUCAGGACACGGUUGCAUCAGAAGGAAGAGAAAAUUGAAGAUGGGAGUUAGGUGGAAUUAAAGACUUGGGUUGGAGAGAAAUAGAGUCAUUUCUUAAGUUAAAAGGAGGAGAAACUUUAAAGUCUAGCCACGAUUGAAGCUGCUUGUCUUUGAAUUGGAGCGUCGUCAGCAGUUUUGUAAAAGUGCCUCGAAUUAUUGACUGUGAGAGAGAGAGCAGGUCGUUGGAAAGAAGACCGAAGAUCGAAGACCGAGCAUCAGCCCUUUCCUUUUGAGCUUGUGCUCCGAUGACGCCCGCAAGAUUAUCCAGUGGUGAGAACUCGAGCUCGAUCAGGGCUUUAACGACGUCGACGGUGGCUAAAGAGUUGAGGAGGUGCUGGAGGGUACUCGAGAAUGGAACUGAGAGGUAGUUGUACUGUAGAGACAACGACGCGUCAAAGUUUUCGAACAGAAACUGUUAAGGAGGAGGUAGCCUCAAAGAACGAGGAAAGAGAGAAUUGUCAACUGGGCCCCGGAAUUGGGUCCUGUUGCCAGGAAGGAAGUUUUCCAGUGGCAGGAGGACGCCACAGAUGCGGGGCCCGGAGGGGCCAGGCCGCGGAGGCGUGACGCGAUGCGGACGCCCUCCACCGCAACCUCGAGGAAAAGGAGGAAAAUCCUCUCUGCAUCCGUUACGAAAGAAAAUCAAAUCCUGGAUAGUACAGUGGGCAGCGCUCGACCUUCAAAGAAGGAGAAGCGUUCGACCGACGGCAGGAAACAGAGAGAUGAUGGAUCUCGCGAAGACCCAGAUGACGCAGAGAAGGACGACUCCAGUUAUCAGGGUCGCUUGGCUGAAGAAGUUGAAAAUAAAGGAGAAAACGAAGAGAGAAUUACUCGGUGGAGAAAAGCCUCGUCAGAGGUCGAGGUUCAUUUUAAAAUUGAGAAAAGAGCGAGCCAAAUCACAACUACUGAGAAAGUCAUUGAGAAGCAGGUUUCGUCCUUUACGAGGAAUGAAUUUACAAGAGAAAUUAGCGAGAAUAAAAGAUUGUGGAGAAAAGAGAGAAAUCAAUUUAGAUCGUUGGCAUUGGUUUGCGUCUUCCUUGGAUUGUUGUUUGGACAUUGGUGGCCAGGAAGAGCGGAUGCCUUUUCUGGUGGACAAAAGUAUAGUACCAGAGUCGUUAGGACAAGGUAUGGAACUUUACGUGGAAUCGCGGCUAGAACUUCAGAAGUCGAAAUUUAUUAUGGCGUGCCUUACGCUACUCCGCCUCUUGGCUCUUUACGAUAUAUGCCGCCUGUUACACCAACAUCUUGGCGAGGUACUAAACUUGCAGACACUAUGCCCGCAGCCUGCCCUCAGAAACCUCCAAAAUCAGACCCCAAACUACCCAGAAGCAGACGUCUCUACCUCGAAAAAAUUGCACCCAUCUUAGCCAACCAAAGCGAAGACUGCCUCUAUCUCAAUCUCUACGUUCCCAGACCUCCACAUGGUGGCACUCAGGAUCAGUUGCCGGCUUUACUAAUUAUUCAUGGAGAAUCAUAUUCUUGGGGCACAGGAAAUCCUUUGGAUGGAACUGCUCUUGCUGCUUAUGGUCGCCUAAUUGUUGUUACUAUCAACUUCCGUCUUGGAGUUUUAGGGUUUUUGAAAACCGGUUCAAAAGGGAGUGCUCAAGGUAAUUAUGGUUUGAUGGAUUUGGUGGCAGGGUUACAUUGGUUAAGAGAAAAUUUAGCAGCUUUUGGUGGAGACCCAGAACGAGUUGCUGUGCUUGGACAUGGAACCGGUGCUGCUUUGGCAAACAUUUUAGCAGUUUCGCCGAUGGCUAAAGAUCUCAUUCAAAGGGUUGUACUACUUGGAGGGUCGGCAUUAUCACCAUGGGCUGUUCAACGAGAACCUCUUGUGAUUAAACAACGUGUGGCUGAAAAAAUUGGUUGUUCAGGGGACAUUGAAAAAGAAGAUAUUGCUCCUUGCCUUCGACUUCAUAAUCUCGAUGAACUUCUUGAUAUUCAACUUGAACCACCGCGAUUUACAUGUGGAUUUGCACCUUUUUUCGAUGGUGCAGUUUUGCCACAAUCACUUACACAGAAUUAUCAGCCCACUGUAUCCACAUCUGGAUUUAUGCCAUUAACACCAGGACCUGGUUCGGAAUUCGCAACAUUCGGUGAUCGUGAUCUAAUAAUGGGUCUCACUUCUGUUGAAGCUUGUUUGGAUUUGUCGGCAGAUGAUUUGCAAAAUGGUUUCAAUGAAACAAGACGUGAUCGAAUUCUUCGUACCUACGUUCGAAAUUCUUAUCGCUAUCAUCUACAUGAGAUUUACUCAACCCUUCGAAAUGAAUAUACUGAUUGGGAAAGAGGCGAACAGAGUCCCAUGGCUAUUUGCGAGGGACUCCUUUCUCUUCUUGGAGAUGGUCAAGUGGCAGCGCCUCUCUUGAGACUCGCUCUUCUGCACUCGGCCUCAGGUGGACGUGGAUAUUUCCUUCAUUUUCAACCUGGUGAUCAGCCUAGUCAAAGGGGUGAGGAAGUGCCGUAUCUUUUAGGAAUACCACUUUUGAGAGGCGAUUCAACUACUUUUACACCUAAUAACUACACACAAGUCGAUGAGAAUCUUUCGCGAUUGCUGGUUCACUAUCUUUCAAACUUCAUACGACGCGGGGAUCCAAAUAAAGCGAGUCCAUUAACAUGGUCUGAUAACAAUACUUCGACAAGUCAACCUUUUUGGGACUCGUACGAUGCUAUAAACCAACUCUACCUUGAGGCUGGACGAAUAACGGAGAUUCGAUCACACUAUAGAGGACAUAAAAUGAGUCUUUGGUUAAAUUUACUUCCGCAAUUACAUCGUCCUGGUUAUGAAGUUAGUAUGCGUCACCAUCAUCUUUUGGAAAGUGCAAGUCUAUAUGAAGGAGCCGUUCGACCCCAGUCAUUGGCACUACCCAUUCCAGCGCCACCAAUUCCCGUUCCAUCGCCAACAGAGCCUUCAAUGCCCGUUUCUAUCUCAACAACUGAAUGCACACCAAAUACAACAACAAUGAUUCCAACUACCGUUAAAAGUCAACAAUCCAAUCUUGGAGUAGGUCCUAAUAAUCUUCUUCGGAAACUGGCCUCCAGUCAUUAUCAAAGUUACACAACAGCAUUAACAGUAACUAUCGCCGUUGGUGUCUUCCUCUUGCUUUUGAAUAUAUUGAUAUUCGCUGGUAUUUACCAUCAACGUGAAAGGAGUUCAUCUUCAAGUUUAAGUGGAUUUGGUGAUAAGAAGAAAGAAGAGCUUCUUGAAGCUGGUUGCUCCGGUAUUGAAACAUCCAAUAAACGAAGACUCUCCACUUUUGCUUUAACUGAUUCUUUAUCUUCAAGUCCACCCUCACAUAAAGUGAAAUUAGUCGAUGAACUUGAAAUGACACUACAACAAUUUCAAUGUUCACCACCUCCCGGUGGAAAGAGAUUAAUGGAUCCUCCAACUUAUAAUAGAAGUCCUUGUCUUCAACGAUCCCGAACACCAUCACCCUGCGUUGAUGCAACAGUUGGCAGAGAUGACGAUGAUGACAUUGAAAUAGACGAUGGACUACCUGAACCACCACCUCCGCCAAAAGCUCCAGCGCCUAAUAUUGCUGCUUUAGCUUGUCCUGGAAUAUUACGACAACCCGGCACUCCGGGAAGUGCCAAGAAACGAGUUCAAAUUCAGGAAAUUUCAGUGUAAAAAAAAAAAAUUCCGUUCGAAAUAUAGGUGAUAAGGGACUAGUGAUACUAAAAAAAAAGUGAUAUCGUUCUCUGAAAUAAUCGAGGAAAUAAUCUUUCAAAGGGUGAAUUCUCUAAAUAUUUGCUAAAAGUUAUUUCAUAAAAAUUCUGAUAUCUAUGCUAGCAUGAGAAGAUGGAAAGUGCCAACCAUUAUUCACAAUCAAUUGUUCAAUUGAUCAAUGUGGUGAUUUAAAGUGAAGUUGGUGUGUAGUAAAAGGGACACAUGGAAUUAAUUAUAUGUGAACAUAACAUGGGAUUGAGGAAAACCAAGUGGAAUUAUUCUAGGAAUUGGAAGUUAAAGUUGUAACCAUCAGAAAGUAGUUUCAGUGAUGGUAUUUUGAAUGUGUAAAAUUAUUUAACGAAUAAAGUAUAUAAAUUGGGCGUAAUGUAUAAAAAAAAACAAUUCUGGCUAUUAUUUUAAUAUAUGAUUUUGUGGAUAAUUGUUGUGAAGUGAAUGGAGUGCACAGAUCCAUCCCUAUAUUUAUUAUUUUAUCGCUGAUAUUACAACAAAGGGGUGCUUACAAGUCUCAAGCGAACUGCUCCUAUAUAGGUAAAUCAAAAACAGUGAAAGUCGUUUUUCCUAUUAUUCAAUAAGAAUACUCGAGUUUAAAAAAAAAAGUAAUCUCCGAAAACUUAAAAGACUGAGAUAAAUCGGACAACAAGAAGAUACGUAAUAUUUAAUAAUACGUAAAAAUUAAACGCACAAUGCAGCCAGUUGUAAAUAGAGAGAAAACAGCUUCCACGUAGAGGAUGUUAACAUGUAAGCAUCCCUGGUGUGUGUGUGUGUGAGUGUGCAAAAAAAACAAACACCCGUGCUUGGGGCCAUCUUUAAAUUUAGGAAGAAAGACGCUCGUGUUUCAGUUGGCGCCUUUGUCAUUUAAUUGCAUUAUGUAAAGCUUUUAAAGUGUUAAGUUUAAAGUGCAUUAAAAAAAAAAACAUAAUAUCUUUAUAAGUAUAAAUCAAAAAGUAGCUUCUUGUUAUUGUAGAAAUUUAUUGUCUGUUACUUUGUUGAUUCGUGAAAGCGAAACUGAAACCAAAGAGCGAAGAAGGAAUUGGGCGAAUAUGGUCACAUGUUCAUAGUGACCUAUCUCCAAAACAAAUUUACGAAAUGUCCCAGUUGGUCCCAGUUACCAUUUUACAUAUAAACAUAUACGAGUUACACAUUAUUUAGUAUAAACAUACACUAAAUUUACAGACUAAAAGUACAAGCUUCAAUUUUAUUUGAAAUAAUUUUAUCCUCAUAAAAUACUGUCACUAGAAAUAGUAGGUACUAUAUAUUCAACUUUCAAAUUGUUAAUGUUUGAAAAUUUCAAAAUAUACCGGACAUAUAAUUUUAUUAUAAAGAAUUUAAACUUACUUUAUAAAAAAAAAUCUACUGAUGUUUAUUAUUUAUGUGUACUUUUUCAUGUAAAUAGUAAAUCGUCAGGGUUUUACAUUAUUUUUUUAUAUAAAAAAGCAUAUGUGAGGAAAUAUUGAAAGUUAUAAUAUUGUAUUUAUUGCACAUAAAUAUUCUUAUUUAAAAUGAAGCAUACACUACUUUUAGUCUGCGAAUGCAAAACAAACGAGUCUAUCAAUGUUUCGAAUGUUGGAGUUUGUUUAAUAAAGACGUAAAACAUAUUGAA
This is a messenger RNA of Leptopilina boulardi, 6024 nucleotides long. Its product is annotated as neuroligin-1-like. Gene Ontology annotation, cellular component: postsynaptic membrane; synapse; cell surface. The transcript has 8 exons. Gene Ontology annotation, biological process: chemical synaptic transmission; presynaptic membrane assembly; modulation of chemical synaptic transmission. The coding region runs from base 1314 to 4364 and encodes 1016 amino acids. The record is from RefSeq and is a predicted model, not a curated record. Lineage: Eukaryota; Metazoa; Arthropoda; Insecta; Hymenoptera; Figitidae. Gene Ontology annotation, molecular function: neurexin family protein binding; antiporter activity; signaling receptor activity.